Bombina bombina (fire-bellied toad) is the source of this 1905-nucleotide messenger RNA. RefSeq names its product transmembrane protein 161B (gene TMEM161B). The record is from RefSeq and is a predicted model, not a curated record. NCBI's taxonomy places the organism in Eukaryota, Metazoa, Chordata, Amphibia, Anura, Bombinatoridae. The coding region runs from base 239 to 1693 and encodes 484 amino acids. The transcript has 13 exons.
GGUCCUAGGCUGACCUCUAGCUUUAGUGUUUUGGUGCCGGUAACUGAAGAGAGUGGUGUGUGUGACAGAUGGUUGUGCACUUACCUGAGACAUGUAUAUGUUUAUAACGUGUAAAUGUCCGCACAUCUCUGAUUAGGUUACUGACACAAACAGAGCACACUGCUUGUGAGAUCUCAGUUUUGCACCUAACUGGCACAUCUCCUGUAGCAGGCCACAAGUAUACACCUGAAGCCAAAAGAUGGGUGUGAUAGGUGUGCAGCUUGUUGUUACCAUGGUGAUGGCCAGCGUCCUGCAGAAGAUCAUACCACAUUAUUCCCUUGCUCGUUGGCUUCUCUGUAAUGGCAGUUUAUAUUGGUAUCAACAUCCAACAGAAGAAGAGCUAAGAACGCUUGCAGGAAAACAACAACUUAAAGGAAAGAACAAAAAAGACAGAAAAUAUAAUGGACAUAUCGAGAAUAAGCCUCUGACUAUUCCAAAGGAUAUUGAUCUGCAUUUAGAAACAAAAACUGUAACUGAAUCUGACACUUUAGCACUUCACUACUUCCCAGAGUAUCAGUGGUUAGUGGACUUCACUGUUGCAGCUACUGUGGUCUACCUAGUAACAGAAGCCUACUACAGCAUUGUGCUCCCGUCUCAGGAGAUGAAUAUCAGCAUUGUGUGGUGCAUGCUUGUUUUGGCUUUUGCUAUUAAAGUGUUGUUCUCAUUAACAACACAUUACUUCAAAGUUCAAGAUGGCGGAGAAAGAUCAGUUUGUGUUACAUUUGGAUUUUUUUUCUUUGUCAAAGCAAUGGCCAUCCUUAUUGUGACAGAAAACUACUUAGAAUUUGGACUUGAGACUGGCUUUUUAAAUUUUUCAGAAAGUGCUGUACAGUUUCUCGAAAAACAAGGGCUGGAAUCCCACGGACCUGUGUCAAAGCUUACUUUCAAAUUUACCCUUGCUGUUCUCUGUUCACUCAUUGGAGCUUUCUUGACAUUUCCGGGUUUGAGAUUGGCUCAGAUGCAUUUGGAUGCCUUAAAUCAAACACAUGAUAAAAGUACACAGUUUCUGCUUCAUAUAAACUUUUUGGCCCCUCUACUAAUGGUUUUACUGUGGGUGAAACCAAUAACUAAGGAUUAUAUUCUGAAUCCACCGUUGGGCAAGGAAAGUGUUCCUUUAAUGACAGAAGAAACAUUUGAUACUGUGCGUCUUUGGAUCAUCAUUUUGCUGUGUGUUUUGAGACUGACUAUGAUGAGGUACCAUUUACAAGCUUACUUAAAUUUAGCACAGAAAUGUGUGGAUCAAAUGAAGAAGGAAGCUGGCAGAAUAAGUACAGUGGAGCUACAGAAAAUGGUGGCUCGAGUAUUUUAUUACCUUUGUGUUAUUGCACUACAAUAUAUGGCUCCUCUUGUAAUGCUUCUUCACACAACACUGCUUCUGAAGACUUUAGGUAACUAUUCAUGGGGAAUAUAUGAAGACGCAUAUUCAUCAGCUGAAGCUGCACAAACAUCUGCUUUUUCUGAACUUCCAUGUCCAAAUGAAAAUACCAAAGCAACAGUUGCCCAAAUUACCGUGGCUUUGGGUGGACUUAAGAAUAUUUUCACUCCUCUGCUUUUUCGAGGCCUCCUGUCUUUUCUUACCUGGUGGAUUUCCGCUUGCCUUUUUUCUACUAGUCUUUUUGGUUUGUUUUAUCAUCAGUAUUUGAUUGUAGCAUGAUAUAUGUCAUGAAAUUUAAACGUAAAGGACCAAGAUAAGACAAGAAGCUGAAAUGCGUACGGCUUAUGUCUGGAUGCAAAUUUAUCGUUAUGCUACAUAUCCUGUUUCAGUCUUUUCUCAGUUUUCUCAGGGUGGUUAAUGUAUAAAAUCUCUGUUAUAAGAUUACUAUUAGUUACCUCAGAGGAAGAAGUCAAACACUUGAUUCUGUUCUA